This is a messenger RNA of Colletotrichum destructivum, 7693 nucleotides long. RefSeq names its product Putative GPI mannosyltransferase. Bases 252 to 2150 code for a protein of 632 amino acids. NCBI's taxonomy places the organism in Eukaryota, Fungi, Ascomycota, Sordariomycetes, Glomerellales, Glomerellaceae. Gene Ontology annotation, molecular function: alpha-1,2-mannosyltransferase activity. Gene Ontology annotation, cellular component: endoplasmic reticulum membrane. The record is from RefSeq and is a predicted model, not a curated record. Gene Ontology annotation, biological process: GPI anchor biosynthetic process. The transcript is spliced from 4 exons.
CAAAUUGGUGUUACUGUCAUUCAUGCUUCGCCCCGUGACACUGGGCAUUAGCGCAUCUCUUGUCUCUUUCCCGCCCGACCGAUGAUUACGCAAUAGCUUCCCUCCUCCGUCCGCCGUCAACCGUCCACCGUCCACGGGCAACAACAGCGAACCCCCGCCCCUGGCCCCCCCCCGUCUACCGCUCUUUGCCCUCCCUUCGCCGCUGCCGCCGCCGGCCACCAAGGAGGAGGGGUGUCCACGCUUUCUCCACAAUGGCUUCCGUCGGCUCCCCGCUCGCCCGCCCCGAACUCCUAAUGGCAGUUCGUAACGAGCACAACAAGCCUGCCGUAUUCCGGUCCCUCCUCGUCAUCCGUCUCCUCAAUGCCUGGUGGGUCCUUACCUUUUUCCAGCCCGACGAGUACUUCCAGGCCCUCGAGCCCGCCUGGCGCAUGGCCUUUGGCGAAAGCGGCGGUGCGUGGAUUACUUGGGAAUGGAGGAACCAGCUCCGCUCCUCGCUGCAUCCCGCCCUCUUCGCCGGCGUUUAUUACCUCGCGGAUUUCGUCGCCCGCCCGCUCCCGUUCGCCAGGCCAUGGCUCCUGCUCGCCGCCCCGAAGGCCGCUCAGGCUGUCUUCGCUGCCGCCGGUGACUGGUACACCUGGCAGCUGGCCGUAAAGAUCUACGGUGCCGACAGCUCCAUCUCAUGGUUUGCUCUAUUUAUGAGCAUGUUCAGUCCUUUCCAAUGGUACUGCUCGACGAGAACAUUCUCCAACUCGCUAGAGACCACCCUCACCGUCAUGGCCCUCAACUACUGGCCGUGGGAGCUCCUCGGUGAAAGCAGGCCCGAGAAGGAGAAUCCCAAGCCUGCAAAGUCAAUUCUGCACGCACCAGGAGUACUGAUGAGCCUUCGCUUAUCCCUCACCCUCGCGGCCGUCGCUGUUCUGCUUCGCCCAACCAACGUGAUUAUAUGGGCAACAGUCGCAAUAGCCACACUGGCUCGGCCCCUCUCCACUCGAUCCUCCGUCCUCACGGCGCAGACAUUCCUCAUUCUUAUUCGUGAGGCCUUCUUAUGCGGUACCGUCGUGAUCUCCCUAUCUCUCGCCUCGGACCGUCUCUACUUUGGCCACUGGGCCUUCCCGCCCUACAAGUUCCUCUACUUCAAUCUCUCACAGUCCCUCGCUGUCUUCUACGGCCGCAAUGACUGGCACUAUUAUCUGUCUCAGGGCCUGCCUCUCCUCUCCAUCGCCUACCUCCCCUUCGUCCUCGCUGCCCUCUACCGCCCGCCGUCGACGCCAUCCGAGAUCCGCACCCAAACUCUCAAGACCCUUUCGCGGAUAGUUUACGUCGUUAUCGCGACGCUCUCCCUCGUCUCUCAUAAGGAGGUCCGCUUCAUUUAUCCCCUCCUCCCGGUUCUCCAUGUCCUCGCCGCCGCGCCCUUGACCAGCUUCUUCACCUCGCCGGCCCCAUCGCCAACCCCCAAGUCCCCGCUCCCCAAGCCCAGACUCCGGCACAAACGCCUUCUAACCUUCGCUCUGGCCCUACACGCUCUCCUUUCCUUCUUCCUCACCCUGCUCCACCAGCCCGCACCCCUAACCGUCCUUGCCUUCCUCCGCAACACCUACUCCCGACUCCACACCGCAACGUCCGACUUCUCCAGCCCCAUCUCCGUGGCCUCGGCCGUCGCGAACUCCUCGUCAGAGGAGCUCUUCGCCCUCUUCCUCAUGCCAUGCCACUCGACCCCCUGGCGCUCACACCUGAUCUACCCGACCCUUCGUGCCCGCGCCUUGACCUGCGAGCCGCCGCUCCACACAGCCCCCAACACCCCGGAGCGCAUCGACUACCGCGACGAGGCGGACCGCUUCUACGACGAUCCCCAGCAUUUCCUGGCCACUGAGAUGUGGCCAGUCGCCGCAAAGCACACAGGUGACCCCGACGCAGACAUAAACGCGUCAUUGGCACCGUCCAUAAAGGCCGAGGACAUCCCUCGCUACAUCGUCGGCUUCGAGGGCAUCGAGCCGUGGCUCCUUGACUUCUUUGACGGGCCCCGCGGCCGACAUUUUGGCGUCCGCCCGAAGCGCGUCUGGCAAGGUUGGAACGGCUUCUUCAAUGAGGACUCCCGGCGACGGGGGAAGAUCGUUGUCUGGGAUACGGGCCUUUACACCACCGUUUCAUGACUUAGUGCAAGAGUCGCCCCUUUCAAAUCAGGAGUGAAAGCCAGGCGGGUGCCCCAGUUAAAAAGCGUAAUUCGGCCCUGGGGUGUGUAGCCGACCCCGUCCUUCAACGGUAUAAUACUGUACAUAUAUGUACCAUACAGACAAAUGUAUCAUACGCACAAACGGACCAGUCUCUACACCAAAGUGGUCAACUCAAGGCGCUGAACAUCUGUGUCCCACAAAACGAGCACGUACUGAAGAAUGCGAUGACGCAUAGGUCGGUUCGAUAUGCGUUGGGAAUUCUGCACACACAGAACUAGAGACGCGCGGUUCAUAAUGGCCACUCUUGAUGAGGAUUUUCAAAAGUCCCUUCUUUUUCAAAGAUCAUAAAUACCACAUCAAAUCCCAUGUAACCUUGUAAGGGGAAUAGGCCACACCGGGCAACGCCUACUUGACUGAGACCCCUUCAUAGCGAGCGAGCCCGUGGGCAAUGCAUCGCUUUACACCAAGCCAGAGAGAGAAAGAGAAUCGAACAACUCCGUACGUCAUGGUUCGCACAGCACACAUAUGCCUCCCUUUUUAUUUCGACAUGGAACAUUGUAUCUGGAGUGGCCUCAUGCUUGGGCUUCCCUCCUUCCCUGGUUUCGAACCCUGGAAGCACAUUGUCAUGUCCAAGUGACGCUAUUUGCUCUCCAAAACUUAGCCUCCCAAACAAUAACACCAAGCGUUUCGUAUUUUCAACUUUGAAGCCGUCAUGACUGCCGUGUUUCUUCCGAUAGGGGUUGCUGCGGCGGUGCUAGCUCCGGCUGAGAUGCUGCUGCUAGUUGAGAUGCUGCUGGUGGGGAUUGCGCCGGCUGAGGUGGUGACGGUCGGGUCACUGCUGGCUCGGCUGCUGCCGUUGGAGCUGGCACCAUUGAUGCUGGUGCUGCUAGCGGGAACGAUGUCUGUUGUGCCGAUGUCGACGCCGGCACUGGUGGCGCUGGGGGGGCAACUGACGGUUGAGCCUGUGCCGGCUGAGCUUGUGUCGGUUGAGACGGAAUCGGUGGCACAGGCGCCGGAUGAUCAUUUUGCGCCUUCUCAUCGGGCUCUCUCCGGAUUUCUAGGCUCUUGCCCCUUCCCGACAUGAUGCUAGAGCCGCCGAGAGAGGACUGCCGAUCUGCCGGGGGCGACUUAUUUCUCCUUUGCUCCGCGCUUUCCUUGGCCUCUCGGUAUUUGUUCUUAAUCCAACCGAUGGGGCCCUUGGAUUCGUCUUUGCCGUCCUUGUCGCGGGAUUCAUGACUGCUGUGUGCCUCGGCAGCGUGGAACCCAGUCUCGGAGCUCUCGCCGGUGAAGCUUUUACGUGGUUUGUAUCCACCACUUCCAAUCGAGGUGACGCUGACAUCGGCAUUGUCGUUGGAUCCGAAGGCUAGACGUGGCGACGUGAUUGAAGGGUGAUGUUCGUGGCCUCUUUGCCGCGACAAUCUCCAUCGCCUUUUCUUAUCCUUCUCCGGCUCAUUUGCAUCUGCCGAUGCCGUCAUGAUAGACUCCUCAGUCUGAUCAAUGUCAGAACCUUCGUUAAAUGACGAAUGGAGAGAUGUCGGGGGGGACUUUUUGCCCUUGAGCGUCUGCUCAGGGUGCAAGGUGCUGCUGGAAGGGACCUGUGAUGCGCGUGGGGUGGGUUCUGAUGGCGUUUCAACCGAGUUGGAUUGCUGACCGACUGGGACGGCUUCAUCGUGCUCGGGUAUCGGACCACCCACCAGGUCCAUGGGAUUAGGGGCUUCAACGCUAGGGGACACAGCGGCUGAGUGCGUACCGGCCAAAGAUGCAGCCGAGCUUUGAGCGCUCGGGUUCAAACUUCCAGGAAUCCGCUUCUUCUUCAACUUGUUCGGCUGCCUCUUCUCGCCCUCGCCUGUGGGAGAUCGUUGGAAUAUGCUCGGGAGGCUUCGAUCCUUCAUGGGGGUCGUCAUCUCAUUCGGAUCGAGCAACCUCUCCUGACUCCGGCCUGCCAUGCCGGCAGCAGAAGGAGCCAGGCUGGACGUGCCAAUCACAGCUGGGGCAUGUGAGGCAGUUGAGGUGGUAGGGGACUGAUCAGGAAUCUCGACCAUCUCCUCCGUCGUCGCCGGGAUCAUGGGCUCGCGAGGGGACGAGCCGGGGAUAGGCGAGGCGUCACGUCUAAAUCUACCCGUCUGGAGAGCGGGGGACUUCUUGGAGGGCACGGUGUUGCUCCUGCCGAGUCCACUGUUUGGCGUCGGGGCGAGAGCAGGGCUGUUGGGGGUAGUAGAUCCCUCCUGGUGGGAGUGCCGCGAAGACGUUGACCGAUUCCUCCUGACCAUGCCUUCUCUUCUUACACUCUCGGCGCCAGCGCUUGCAUUGGACGCAGAACGGCCCAGACCCGACUUCCUGUUAGGGUUAGGAGUUACUGGCCCACCCGCAGCAGGGGGUGUGCCUUUUUCGAUCAGCUGCUUUGUCUUCUCGUCUGUUGCCGUACCCUGCAUUCCAAUCAAGAAGUGGUCCUGGUUUUCAAUGAGGAAAAUGAGGACGCAUUGGUUCAGACGGUACUCCUCUGGCGCCAUGGCGUGUUGCGGGUGUGAGAGCAUGCCGGGUUGAAAGAUGGCAGCGAGGUUCUGGGAAUUCAUUCGGUUCUCUUCCGACUUAGCGGCGAAAACUGCCAACAGAUCCAGGAUGUAGAGCAACAGCUGUCGGUUCAGCGGCGGAAGCUCAGUGAUGAGUUUUUGGUACUUGACAAUGGCAGCCUGCUCGUCAAAGUUCUCCACGAAUUGGGGUCCUUCGGCAUCACCAACAGCCUGUCUAGUGGCGCCUCGCAGCGGCUCCCGGAAUUUCUCGUACAGGUCCAACGGCACAACUGGUUCGGGCAGAUCGUUCAGGUAGCGUCGGAGGACGUUGGCCGCAUCGUGAACGGUGUAGUUAUCCCAAACAAGGCCCUUUCCAUAGCGGUCGGGAGAAUCGAAGAUUUGCUUUAGUUCCUUGAUGCGCUUCUCGGAGCCGCUGAGACGAAAAAUACCCUCUACUGCCGUGGCUGGAACGGAACGUGAGCAGGCGAAAAUUUGCCCCAGGGUGUUGUGUACACUUACCCUUUUCCUUCAAAAACACGCCGCACUUGGCUACAACGAUCGGUACGUAGCCAUAAAUGUAGCUUUUUCCGUUCUCAUCGACAAGGGAGAUGGCAACGUUGGCAUAGGUGAUACUCUGGCGGAGAGGAACGCCAAAAAUGCCAUGUGGUCGGUUAUCUGCUAGAGAAUGGUCAGCACCUGAAGUGGUAGCAGUGGUUGUCAUAGUUGCGCGGAUCCGCUUGGCGCACUGGCGCACAGGCGUAGCGAUGGACAGGGACAGCCUGUUGAGCACACAAGCCAAGCUGAGGGUGGUAGGCGGCGUCGCAUCACUUGAAGCACAGGCUCUGGGUAAGACAGGGUCGGCGAGCUCAACGAUGUAGGCGUCUUGCAGCAUGAGGACAAGGCUCAAAGGCAUGGUCGAAGUAUCGAUUGCGUAGUCGACGUCUUCACUGAAGAGGGGUUGCGUUGGGGGCGAAGAAUGCGAUGCGAACACAGAAGGGGUUCUACCGUGUUGUUCUUGAUGCUUCGAGGGCAGCUUGAAGCCUUUCCACCACGAUUUCAGGUCUCUCUUGUUCGGAGUCGAAGGCCCAGCGGGCGCGGUCGAGGUACUCGUGGGCUGCAAAGCCUGGUUGGGGGGAGGAACAGCGGACGUCAUCGCAAUGACGGGGCGCAGGUGGUCGGAGCUCAAUUAUCGUGUUGUUGCCAGCGCUCCUGGUGAUGGUCGGGGAAAACGGGGGGAGACACGAUGAAGGUAUAUCAGGCAGCGUAGAACGACAGUAGUCGAGCGACGACGAGGAAGAACAAGAAGGGUGCAGAAAGCAGACUCGGUGUCGCCAGUGAUCGUUCUUUUGGGUCGGUUGCUUGGCCGGUUUGGUGGUGUUUUGCACUGGGUUAGGUUGCUAGGUAUGUAUUGGAUGUGAGCAUGCGCUAAGAGAGGAUGCGAGCGCAGGCGGUGAUUGGACGUGGGGUUUCUUUUGGCGCGCAAAUGCUUCUUUGUCGAAUGGAGCGAUCUGUCGGUGGUCUCGAGUUUCCACCUCUUUUCUUCCGUCUCUCUCUUUCUCUAUCUCUGAAUGUCUAACGCGAAAAAACUGCUGUCGGUGUCAUGAGGAUGUUCUGGUAAAGAUGAGCAGGUAGGUGGAUAGAUGCGGGCGACGGUGGGAGCGAACGACGGGAAAAGAGCGUCGGUGUACUGGAGGUGAGAUGAUGGCCGAAGUGACUUUGAGCAGCCUUGAUUAAAGACAGCGAGCGGUGGGCGACGAUGAUGCAGCGCUGGAAGAGGGGGGGGUGGAAGUUGGUCAGACACGAGCUGCGCGUUAGUGGGAUUCUAACGAUGGACAAUGAAAGCGAGUGACGUUUCCGAACAAUGGACGCGACGACGACACGAAUCGAAUGUCGUGGUCGAACGUCGGUUGAAUGGCGACGAGGACGGAAAAGAAGAAGAAAGUUGUUUUCCCCUGAGGAGAGAGUUUGGUUUAAGGUCAGGUGGAAGAGAAGGAGGAGGAUUGAGGUAUGUGCACUCGAGGCGAGGUAAGGUGGGAAGGGUGGGAAGGUGAGUAGGUAGAGUGCCUAGGGUACCUAGGUAGGGACGGGGUAGGUAUGGUGAGGUAGAGGUGAAGGAUAAUACUGUAGCUAAGGCAUUCGUAGAAUUCGAAGAGAGGCCCGCCCAGGUAAAGUGGACGAAGGGGAGGGAGGGGGAGAUGCAGGUGCGGGUGCAGAUGCCAGUCCAAGUUACAAAGGUCCAGGUCCAGGCCAGAUCCAGGUCCAGGUUUAGGUCUAGGUCCAGGUCUAGGUCCAAAUGGUCUGUUAGGUCCAGGCCGGGCGUCAGUGUAAUGUGGGUGUGCGUAAGGGCCAGGAAAGGUAUGGGAGGUGCUGAAAUGUAUGUACGGCGCAGUGAAAUAGAGAGAGAAAGAGAGAGAGAGAGAGUAUGUGUGUGUGUGUGGUGAGUUAGUUGCCCCGGUCAAGCAAAGGUCGACGAAGUGGCGUGUACGAAUAGAGGGAAGCAUUUGUGCCCCAGGACGGUUAGGUGAGGCAGGGUACGUGGGCGGAAGAGGAUGGGCAAUCGUUCCAGUAAGUGGCCAGUUUGAACAAAUGAGCGAAGCGGUGCGGCGGUGGCGUCCACAUCCAGAGGUUCUCUGAUGUGGUAGCAUAAGAUGCCGGACAAACAGGGCAAGUAUGUAUGGACAAGGCAGCCGACUACGCAGACGACCACGACGAAGAUGACCAGUAGCAAAACAUUAACAACACAGCCAGCGACGGCGGCAAACAGACACUGACAGACUGGCCGGCACAGGAUGGAUAGCCCAGGACGAGACAACAGGGUUGUUGCGGUCAGGUGGUCGGGUAAAGACGCUUGUGAGGGAUGCCGUAAGGGUGUCGUAGGGGGGACGAUACCGAUGAUAUCCCCAAUGGCAAGGCCUCAACGUCGUUCAGAUGGGUUGGCGCUGGGCUGAGGUGGUCGUCGUCGGAUGGAUUUGGUGAUGGCCCCAUUGAGGGCAGGGCAGGGACGCUGGAAGA